Molecule: messenger RNA, 982 nt
Organism: Diospyros lotus (date-plum)
Lineage: Eukaryota; Viridiplantae; Streptophyta; Magnoliopsida; Ericales; Ebenaceae
Product: protein BREAKING OF ASYMMETRY IN THE STOMATAL LINEAGE
Exons: 5
Coding region: 30-854 (274 amino acids)
Biological process (GO): regulation of asymmetric cell division
Source: RefSeq, a predicted model, not a curated record
UCUCUUUGUCCCAAAAGAGAGAAAAAACAAUGUGCACUCCAUGGACUAGGAGAGACUUGACCAAAUAUUUCCUCUCUUGCAGGAUUCCUUUAGUGGUAGAUGAAGAAGAAGCAGGAACAGUUUGCCCUUCAUCAUCAUCUCAAGCUCCCAGAGUAGCCAAUGCGAUGAACACAGCCGCCUUACAUGGCAACCACAGCCAACAAGAGAAAGAACCAGUCUUUAGUUCAAGGCAUAAGUCAACUCUCAGUAGCAGAGUAGAAGAGCAGGAGAUUGAUGAGGAUUAUAUUGUAUUAUGCUUUAGAGAGGAUGGAGCAGUCCAUGUGGUGAAGGAUGGGAAGCCGGAAGCAUCAUCUAACCAUGCUGAUGGCGCGAACAAGAGUUCAACACGGCACAGAAAUCGAGAGCUUGUAUAUGGUAAUAGUGCAGAGAAAGUGGAUACCAGUUGCCAUGGCUGUAUGCUGCUGGAUGAAGAUGAAGGAGAUGUUAAUCCAUCGAAUAAGGGAGAUAAUGUGAUCUCUACCAGAAAGGGGAAAGAAAAAUGGAGAAUCAAUUUGCAUACAGCAUCUCCUGCAGUGGAGCACAGAGGGGAGGACCACAUUAAGGAGGCUGAAGACUCUGUAAUGGAGUUUGCUGAAUCAAGUGAUUCCAAUCAAUCAGACAGCAGCUCUGGUUCUUUUGCCUUCCCAGUGUUGAGAUGGGAAGGGAUUGGCAGCCCUGUGCAAAUGCCGAAACCAGAUGCCCUCCAAUUAAGGAAGCCCAAGGCCAGGGAUUGGCAGCCCCGUGCAAAUGCCGAAACCAGAUGCCCUCCAAUUAAGGAAGCCCAAGGCCAGGGCUGUGAGGCCUCACUGUUGUAGAUUUGAAAGUUGCUCUCUCUCUCUCUCUCUCUCUCUCUCUCUACUCUCAAUUAUGUAAUCUUACAUUAUUUUGCUGAAAAAACCCUUUUUAUAAAGGUUCAAAAGAAAAAGAGACAAAGCAGUAUAGU